Molecule: messenger RNA, 476 nt
Organism: Peromyscus californicus insignis
Lineage: Eukaryota; Metazoa; Chordata; Mammalia; Rodentia; Cricetidae
Product: 40S ribosomal protein S20-like
Exons: 1
Coding region: 80-439 (119 amino acids)
Biological process (GO): translation
Cellular component (GO): cytosolic small ribosomal subunit; ribosome
Molecular function (GO): structural constituent of ribosome; RNA binding
Source: RefSeq, a predicted model, not a curated record
CGUCCGGCCUGCUCCCAUCCUGACUCACCGCUGUUCGCUCCUGCUGAGGAACAAGUCGGUCAGAAGCUGUGCCGCAGCCAUGGCUUUUAAAGAUACCGGAAAGACGCCCGUGGAGCCCGAGGUGGCGAUUCACCGAAUUCGAAUCAUGCUCACCAGCCACAACGUGAAGUCGCUGGAGAAGGUGUGUGCUGACUUGAUCAGAGGCGCAAAGAAAAAGAAUCUGAAGGUGAAAGGACCGGUGCGCAUACCUACCAAGACACUGAGAAUCACUACAAGAAAAACACCUUGUGGUGAAGGUUCCAAGACGUGGGAUCGUUUCCAAAUGAGAAUCCACAAGCGACUCAUUGACUUACACAGUCCUUCCGAGAUUGUUAAACAGAUUACUUCCAUCAGUAUUGAGCCAGGAGUGGAGGUUGAAGUCACUAUUGCGGAUGCCUAAGUCAACUAAAUAAAUUGACUUGAUCACUGGUUAAAAA